AUGAUUGCUACUAUUACUACUACUACUACUACUACUACUACUACUACUACUACUACUACUACUACUACUACUACUACUACUACUACUACUACUACUACUACUACUACUACUACUACUACUACUACUACUACUACUACUACUACUACUACUACUACUACUACUACUACUACUACUACUACUACUACUACUAAUUCAGUCGUUAUUCAUUAUACCACUACCCGAAUAUAA
Molecule: messenger RNA, 228 nt
Organism: Schistosoma bovis
Lineage: Eukaryota; Metazoa; Platyhelminthes; Trematoda; Strigeidida; Schistosomatidae
Source: the annotation of a GenBank genome assembly